UCCGAGAUUUGCCCCCCUUUUUCCUCCAUCUCCUUUCGCUUUUGCGACGCUCUUCUUCAAUGAUUCGACCACCGAACAGCAGCAGCUCGAUCCAUUGAAGCAGCCGCCACGUUUCUCCUUCGGCCUUAGCCAAUUUCUGCACCUCCCUCCCUCCCUCCCUCCCUCCCUCGCCUAACCCUUCUUCCCGGCGGUCUUCCAAUGGCGCCGUCUACCAAAGUACUACCGUUGGUCAUCACGGACAAGGCCGAGAUGAGGGAGUGGUCGAGGUCCGCGAGACGCCAGGGCAAGACCAUCGGCCUCGUGCCCACCAUGGGUUUCCUCCACGAGGGCCACCUGUCCCUCGUCCUGGAAGCCCGCCGCCGCGCCGACGUCGUCGUGGUUUCCGUCUACGUGAACCCCGGCCAGUUCGCUCCCUCCGAGGAUCUUUCGACGUACCCAUCUGAUUUCGAGGGCGACCUGAGCAAGCUCAGGGCUGUUCCCGGCGGUGUGGACGUGGUCUUCCAUCCCCACGAUCUUUACGAUUACGGUCAACGCGAGGUUGGCGGCGGGGUCGGUGGUGGUGGUGGUGAUAGUGGUGGUAAUGGGUCCGUGUCUUGUUUGGAGGAGAAGAGUUUGGGGCACGAGACGUGGGUGAGGGUGGAUAGGUUGGAGAAGGGCAUGUGUGGGAAGAGCAGGCCUGUGUUCUUUAGAGGGGUGGCCACUGUGGUCACCAAGCUGUUCAACAUUGUGGAGCCUGAUGUGGGUGUGUUCGGCAAGAAGGAUUACCAGCAGUGGCGGAUCAUUCGGCGGUUGGUUCGAGAUCUUGACUUUUCCAUACAAGUGAUUGGUUCUGAGGUCGUGCGAGAUCAUGAUGGCCUUGCACUGAGCUCACGCAAUGUGCAUCUCUCACCUGAAGAAAGGGAAAAGGCAUUGUCCAUAAGCAGGUCAUUGUCAAGGGCUAAAUCUGCCACGGAAAAGGGUCAAGUUGACUGCCAAAAUUUAAAGGACUCCGUCAUCCAAGCAAUACAGGAAGCUGGUGGGAAGAUUGAUUAUGCUGAGGUCAAGAUAUAGUUGGUAGAAUAGCCAUGGUUUCAAAGGUGAUAGAACAUAGCACAUGGAGACAAAUGCCCUGCUUCUUUAAUUCAUUGACGAAGUUUCUAAAUAUAAGAUGUUUCUGUGAUUCGGUUGAUGAGGACAUGGUGUAGCACUAGUGGCAAAUGACGAGUUUGAGAGUAAUUGGUUGCAUUCAACAAGCAAGGAGCUGGAGUUGCGUCUUUGCUUUCAACUCUAUGGUACCAGUUGAGUUUGGGACCUGAUAUCUGCACAACCAAAGUAUUUGACUAUUUCCAAUCCAUUGAGGAAAAAAGAAUGCACAAAGGCUCAUUACUCUACAAGUUUAGUGCAAUUCGUUCUAAAGAAAGGCUUCUGUUAUUUUUCUAAAUGAAUGUUGCUUCCUAAUAACUAUUAAAACAUUGAAAACUCGAUAUUGUAAGAACAGAUGGUCAACCCUCAUUAGAUUUCCCUCUCUGGUGGUGGGUAUCGUAACAUGAAUCCUACUGUCAGUACUCCAACGUAUCUAUUAAUUUCAUGGUUACGUAUCUGCAGAUUGUAGAUCAAGAGAGUUUAGAG
Messenger RNA from Syzygium oleosum, 1608 nucleotides. RefSeq names its product pantoate--beta-alanine ligase. Gene Ontology annotation, biological process: pantothenate biosynthetic process. The transcript has 4 exons. Gene Ontology annotation, molecular function: pantoate-beta-alanine ligase activity. Bases 199 to 1050 code for a protein of 283 amino acids. The record is from RefSeq and is a predicted model, not a curated record. NCBI's taxonomy places the organism in Eukaryota, Viridiplantae, Streptophyta, Magnoliopsida, Myrtales, Myrtaceae.